AGAGAGAGAGAGAGAGAGAGAGAGAGAAAGAGAGCAGCACAAAACCAAAGCAAAGCAAGACAGACAGACCUCGUCAACAAACCCCACUGCUCCAAAUCCUUCAUUUUCAACUAUCAAACCCGAAAAUUCCAAAACCCAUUAUUCACUCUACGUUAUAUAAUAAUACACUGUAAUCAUUUUUGUAUUAUAUAUGUUUAUGUAAUAAUUAAUUGGAGUUGGUGUAGUUUAUAUGUUUUUCAAAAACUUGUUGUUGUUGUUGUUGUGAGUUUUUGUUGUUGCUUAGGUGGUCAAUUAGUCGUUGAGCUUUCGUUUUCUCGUUCGGAUCGAAUGGGUGGUUUUUAUGUUUGACUCAGAUUGAAGCAACCCCAUCUCUUCCAGUCCCUCUCUUAGGCUUUCUAUCCUAAUGGGUUUCUUGGGAUUUGGUUGGAUUUUUGGCUUGUUGGUGGUGGAGGAGAUUUGGAGUUAGAGAUUUUUUUUUUUUUUCUUUUUUUGUGGGAUGGGAUGCUUCAGUGCUGAAAUGGUGGCCGAUGGGAAUUUGGGUUCUUCCUGGUUUUGCAGGAGGAGGAGUUUGGGUUUUUUACACAAGGUUGUUUUGGGGUUGUGGGUUGGUUUUAUGCUUUUGAGUCCAGUUGUGGGUCUAAGACCGUUGCGGGAGAGGGCUCGUUCGUGGGGCGAUGAGUGGCUAUUUAUAAGAAAGGACGAAAGUGAUUUGGGUUCAUUUUCCGCAUGGAAUAUAACAGGAACUUAUAGAGGAAGUUGGAGGUUUCUAGAUUCCACAAAUAGCUCCUCCAGGUUUCCAGAUUUCAGGAAAUCCACGGGCAAUUCUAUCAUUGAAUUAGUUAGUACACCAACAAAAAUAAAUGGCGUACAUUAUGUGCAGGGGGUAGUCAUUUUCAAUGAUGUGUUAGACAAUGCAAAUAAUAUUGGUGGUGUUCAAAUCAGACUGGAAGGUGUAUAUAUAUGGCCAUUUAGACAACUUCGAAUGGUAGCUAACAGUGCAAAAGAUGGGGAAUUGAACCAAGAUGAAGAUUAUAUUUUAUCUAAUCCAUAUCAUUUGCUUGGAAUUUUCUCUUCCCAGGUGUUCCAAGAAUCUCCACGAGAUAAAAUAUGGAGAAAGAAACGUUCUCCAAUUUAUGAAAUAGAGAAACAUUGUAAUAUUGAAAUAGCGGCUCAGAUCUCACGAAUCUCAUCCACCCAAAAUGAUGGAGAUCAUGAUCGUUAUCAUAUAGAAGGAUUAAUGGAGAGUCCUUCAGCGGAUGAUGAUGGGGAUUGCUUCUCACCCUUACAAUUGAAUGCUACUUCAGUCAACAUUGAGGUCUACUAUAACAAAGCAGUGAAUUAUACCUUGUUGGUCACCUUUGUCUCCUUCCUUCAAGUUCUUCUUUUAAUUCGGCAAAUGGAACAUAGCAAUACUCAAUCUGGGGCUGCCAAAGUUUCAAUUCUAAUGAUUGGGCAACAGGCUAUCAUGGAUGCUUAUCUUUGCCUCGUACAUCUUACAGCAGGAAUACUAGUUGAAUCCUUAUUUAAUGCUUUUGCAACGGCUGCAUUUUUUAAGUUUGUAGUCUUCUCAAUUUUUGAGAUGAGAUAUCUACUUGCUAUAUGGAAGGCAAGUAGGCCUAUGAAUAAUGGAGAAGGUUGGGAGACAAUGAGGCGUGAACUUUCAGUUCUGUACAGCCGUUUCUAUGGGAUCCUUUUGGGAGGCAUUCUGAUCAUGUACGAAUUUCAUAAUUUCUUGAAACCCAUUCUUCUCCUUAUGUACUCUUUUUGGAUACCUCAAAUCGUCACCAAUGUUAUUCGUGAUUCAAGAAAACCUUUGCACCCACAUUACAUCUUAGGCAUGUCUGUUACUCGGCUGGCAAUUCCGUUAUACUUGUUUGGUUGCCCCAACAACUUCAUGCGCAUUGAACCUGACAAGAAUUGGUGCAUUUCCUUGGGAAUAUUUAUUGGACUUCAAGCAUCAAUUCUUCUUCUACAGCACUAUCUUGGGUCUCGGUGGUUUAUUCCCCGUCAGAUUCUACCUGAGAAAUACAGCUACCAUAGAAGAUUUGAUCAGGAUACAAAUCUUUUUACGGACUGUGUCAUUUGCAUGACGGCCAUCAACCUUACACAGCGUUCAAAUGAUUGCAUGGUAACACCAUGUGAUCAUUUCUUCCAUUCUGGUUGUCUACAAAGGUGGAUGGAUAUAAAGAUGGAGUGCCCAACUUGCCGACGUCCACUGCCACCAGCUUGAUCAUUCCCAUUCUGUCUAUAAUGUAGGACCAACUGACAUGCCUAAUUCACUAAUUUUGGUAAAGAAAAAAAAAACUCAAUGGCAUGCAAACACUUAGUAUUUGUUGUAGGAUUCCAUUGCUCCUCUUUUUUUUUUUUUUUUUUUUAAAUAAUUUUGGAGGCUUUACAUACCAAUUGUAAUUGAGUUAUACUUGGGGAUUUUGAAGACAAAUUGUAUAAUGUAUUUUGUAAAUAAUUUCUACAUAAUAGCACAAUUGAAUAACUACUUUUUGCUUUUUCGUUUGA
Messenger RNA from Ziziphus jujuba (common jujube), 2514 nucleotides. RefSeq names its product transmembrane E3 ubiquitin-protein ligase FLY2. NCBI's taxonomy places the organism in Eukaryota, Viridiplantae, Streptophyta, Magnoliopsida, Rosales, Rhamnaceae. The transcript has 14 exons. The record is from RefSeq and is a predicted model, not a curated record. Gene Ontology annotation, molecular function: zinc ion binding. Bases 497 to 2230 code for a protein of 577 amino acids.